UUUAUGCUACUAUUUAUAUUUGUCUUUUAUUCCACUUUUGUCUAAUCUGGUUUUUUGUAUAUUGAAUGAAACGUUUUUUUCUAAAUAUGAUGAAUUUUGAUGUUACUUAGUAAUGUAUGAAUGACUAAACACAAAGUUAUGUCGUUAUUUAUAGGAGUAUAUAUGGCUCAAUAAAAAUAUUAUAAAAAACCGAACCAACCGAACCAACCCAAACCGCAUUGAUUUGGUUUGGUUUGGUUUGGUUUUAUUUCUAAAAGUCAACCGAACCAAUCCGAACCGCAUGCUUUUUUCUCUUGCGGUUCGGGUGAUUUUUAUCGCAAAAACCGCCCAAACCGCACCGCGAACACCCCUAGAAUGAACUAUGAAGUGCAAAAUUAUAAUGCUUCAGGUUUGAUUCUUCAUGCUUGAAGCGCCAUAUUAGCAGUGACGAGUGUUGAGAGCUCUGACCAAGAAAAAAAAUGAUGUCAAAUCGCUCAAUAACCAAAAUCUUAAACACAUCAAUUGUUUCUAGGUCUCUUCGAAUGUACUCAACAACAGAAACCCCUAUUGGUUUCUCAGCAUUGGAAAAUCGCAUACUCAAGAGCGGGGACCCAAAAACUUCAAUGAUUCCCAUUCUCAAUCAAUGGAUUGAACAAGGUAGAGACGUUCCUCAACCUGUUCUCAAACGUAUAAUCACUCGUCUCGCCAAUUAUCGUCGCUUCACUCAUGCCCUUCAGGAAUGGAUGGGUGAUAAGAGUAACAAUGAUUUAUAUCCUGGAGAUAUUGCUAAGCGGCUCAACCUGAUAUCUAAAGUUCAUGGUCUAGAACAAGCGGAGCGGUUUUUCAAAGACGUCCCUGAAGCUAAAAUCGGGUUCAAGGUCUAUGCUGCUCUUUUGAGCUGCUAUGCAGAACAUAAAUCUUUGGAGGAAGCAGAGGCUAUCAUGAAGAAAAUCAAGAAGUUGCAUCCCAUGCACUUGACAGUGUGUUAUAAUAUGAUGUUAAAACUAUAUGCUCAGAAAGGUAAAUCUGAAAAACUGGAUAGGUUGAUGCAAGAAAUGAAAGAGAAGGACAUCUGCAACGGUGCUACGUUUACCAUUCGGUUGAAUGCUUACGCGAUUUCUAAAGACGUAGAGGGGAUGGAGAAGCUACUAAUGCAAAUGGAAGCCGAUCCCAUAGCAACUGUGGAUUGGUAUACAUAUGCUACAGCAGCGAAUGGUUAUAUGAAAGCUGGGAAUGUUGAGAAGGCCUCGUUAAUGCUGAAGAAAUCAGAAAAUUUAGUUAAUGGCCAGAAUAGGAGGAUUGCGUAUGAAUCUCUUCAAACUAUGCAUGCUGCGAUUGGAAACAAGGAUGAGGUUUAUCGACUUUGGAAUAGGUGUAAGAAUCUUAGAAAUUCUCUCAACUCAAGUUACUUAUGUAUGCUAAGUUCAUUAGUGAAACUGGAUGACAUUGAAGGCGCAGAGAAGAUUUUCCAAGAAUGGGAAUCUGGACAUACGAGUUACGACAUCAGAAUUUCAAAUAUGAUGAUCACUGCUUACUGUAAAUGGGGUCUUGUUGAUAAGGCCGAGGCAUAUAUCAAGAAACUUUUGGAUAACGGCAAGGUAUUGGAUGGAAGUACAUGGGACCGUAUGUCGUCUGCAUAUCACAUGGAUAAUGAUAUGGAAAAAGCAGUUCAAACAUUGAAGAAAGCAACGCUGGGAAGUCGACGAGGAUGGAAACCUAGCGCCGUGACAUUGAGUGCGUGCAUCAAGUACCUGAAGGAAAAACUUGAUGUGGAACAAGCCUUUGAGAUUCUGAAAUUGUUCAAAGAAAAGGGUCAUAUCUCAGACACUGCCUAUGAUAGACUAGUAAGCUAUGUUCAUGGUGAAAUACCUGAUACAGAAGCCUUUGAUCUGAUUAAACAAGAUUUAAAGUAUGAAAAGGUUCAACUUCAUGAUGAAGAAAACUAAUGGCUCAAUGUAAAAGAUGCUUGCAAAGGAUGUAUUCAAAAGUUGAAUAAACAAAUUUAAUGUAGUAUAUUUCUGAUUGAAUGUCACUAUAAAACAGAUUUACUUGCA
Lathyrus oleraceus (garden pea) is the source of this 2033-nucleotide messenger RNA. Its product is annotated as pentatricopeptide repeat-containing protein At2g20710, mitochondrial. Gene Ontology annotation, cellular component: mitochondrion. Gene Ontology annotation, molecular function: protein binding. Bases 459 to 1925 code for a protein of 488 amino acids. The transcript has 2 exons. Lineage: Eukaryota; Viridiplantae; Streptophyta; Magnoliopsida; Fabales; Fabaceae. The record is from RefSeq and is a predicted model, not a curated record.